GUUUCAUUUAGUUUAUUGAAAACUUCACUCUACAGAACUUGUUGAGCGGCAUAAAAUAAAAGCGCUCUUUUCCCGGUGCUGUGUUCUUUUGUUAUUUUCUAAUAAAUAAAUUCGAAAAUCAAAUUCAAACAUGUCUGUAGCAGUGAAGGGUGUAUUCAUUGUGGGUGCCAAACGUACCCCAUUCGGGACGUUUGGCGGAGUGUUCCGGAACACAUCGGCUACGGAACUGCAAACCCUGUCCAUCGUAGGUGCCCUCAAAGAGGCUGGAGUGGCGCCCGCGCAAGUUGACUCUGUUGCUGUUGGACAAGUCAUGUCGGCUUCACAAACUGACGGCAUCUUUACUCCACGACAUGCGGCCCUGAAAGCUGGCAUACCUCAAGAGAAACCCGUACUGGGUGUGAACAGACUUUGCGGCUCUGGAUUCCAGGCUAUUGUCAACAGCGCACAGGACAUUCUGACUGGCGCGGCAAACGUCUCAGUAGCCGGCGGUGUCGAAAACAUGUCCCAAGCUCCCUUCGCGGUCCGCAAUGUGCGAUUCGGAACAGCCCUGGGCACGAAUCUGGCAUUCGAAGACACUCUGUGGGCUGGACUCACCGACUCUUACUGUGGACUGCCCAUGGGCAUGACUGCAGAGAAGUUGGGCGCCCAGUUCAGUAUUACCAGGGAUGAAGUGGAUAACUUCGCGCUGAGGUCCCAGCAGAGAUGGAAGACUUCAAACGACGCUGGCGUGUUCAAAUCUGAAAUCAUACCAGUGUCCCUGACAGUGAAGAAGAAGCAAGUGAACGUGGAGGUCGACGAGCAUCCGCGUCCGCAGACCACUCUCGAAGGUCUGAAGAAACUGCCCCCUGUGUUCAAGAAAGAAGGUUUGGUCACUGCCGGAACCGCAUCGGGUAUCAGCGACGGAUCGGGUGCCUUAGUCCUCGCUAACGAGGAAGCAGCCAAGAACCUGAAGCCUCUCGCGAGAUUGGUCGGCUGGUCGUACGUGGGGGUGGACCCCACCAUCAUGGGUAUCGGUCCAGUGCCCGCCAUCGAGAAUCUACUAAAAGUUACCAAGCUCACGUUGAACGAUAUUGACUUAAUUGAGAUCAACGAGGCGUUCGUAGCCCAGACCCUGUCGUGCGCCAAGGCCCUGAAGCUGGACCACGAGAAACUCAACGUGAACGGUGGCGCCACCGCGCUCGGACACCCGCUCGGGGCCUCCGGGGCCCGCAUCACCGCGCACUUAGUUCACGAACUCAGACGACGUGGACUGAAGAGAGCCAUCGGAUCAGCCUGCAUCGGAGGUGGACAAGGCAUCGCUGUGCUGGUCGAAAGCGUAUAAUUUAAUAUAGUUACCAUACUAACUCAUCGACGGCGUCACAUCACUGGGAAAACCGCGUAUAUGGCAAACAUAAUUUUAUAGUAGAGACGGCUCUUUAGAUAUAACUGUAUACCUCACAUAGCAGUUAUAUAAUGUAUUUUUCAACACACUUGUAAAGUGUAAUUAAACACCGGUUACCGAUAUAUAAACAGUGCAUAAAACACGCGUGCGUUAUAAACUUAAGUAAUGAAGUUAUAUUCCAUAACCACAUUAUAUGCUAUUUUAUCAAAUUUCAUUCUGCCCGCCCAGCGUCAGCCAGUAGUGAAACAGCGGGAAAGUGCCAAAAUUAACAAAAUAAAAUAUUAUAUUUUAUUCUGUUUCCUGAAAACUGUGUUGAAAAACUUCGUACGUUAUACGUGCGUCUUUAACACACUCGGCUUUAUUACGCCCUCGUCUGGCUCGGGCUGAAAUUCCGGCUAGUGUGUUAUAAACAUCAUAACGCACUUAUAUCGUAAUAAACUAUAAUGGUCAGUCAUAUAUCUAUAUUAAUGUUAUAAAGAGGAAUUCUUUUUUUAAGUUUGAAAUGAAUAAAUUAAAAUAAU
Achroia grisella is the source of this 1902-nucleotide messenger RNA. RefSeq names its product 3-ketoacyl-CoA thiolase, mitochondrial (gene yip2). NCBI's taxonomy places the organism in Eukaryota, Metazoa, Arthropoda, Insecta, Lepidoptera, Pyralidae. The record is from RefSeq and is a predicted model, not a curated record. Bases 131 to 1321 code for a protein of 396 amino acids. Gene Ontology annotation, molecular function: acetyl-CoA C-acetyltransferase activity. The transcript has 8 exons. Gene Ontology annotation, biological process: fatty acid beta-oxidation.